Molecule: messenger RNA, 1853 nt
Organism: Cylas formicarius (sweet potato weevil)
Lineage: Eukaryota; Metazoa; Arthropoda; Insecta; Coleoptera; Brentidae
Product: zinc finger protein Noc
Exons: 2
Coding region: 411-1700 (429 amino acids)
Biological process (GO): negative regulation of DNA-templated transcription
Cellular component (GO): nucleus
Source: RefSeq, a predicted model, not a curated record
GGAUUGUUGCUUUUGAUAACUUGCAUUUUCCAUUACAAUUACGCUAUAAGAAGGAAUGUUUGGAACUAGUUUGUUUUUAAACCAACUUUCAAAUAAAUCAGCGGUGGUGUCUUCAUGUUAAUCCAGAGAAGAAUCUGUAAUAUUUUUCGCAGACAGAGAAAGUCCAUUUGGAAUCCAACCAUCUUACGCCAACCUUACGCUCGAAACUGCGUAGACGUGGCAACCGCGCGCUCCGAGGUGCGGAAAACAAACGCGACUCGCGCACGCGCGUUUCAUUCUCGCGUCGCCUCUCGCGCUGCCGUCGCCCGCCCGCUCUUCAGUAUGCAGUGAGCGUUCGUAGGGUAAAGUGCGACCGAUCAGUCUACGGAAUUUUACUCGUUUGUUGUGUUUAACCCUCCGCAUUUUCAAAGAUGGUCGUUCUCGAGGGCGGCGGGAUGCUUUCCACCGCCGGCAAUCAAUACUUACAACCGGAUUACCUUUCCCCGUUGCCUACGACGCUGGACGCGAAGAAAAGCCCGCUGGCCCUCCUCGCCCAGACGUGCAGCCAGAUCGGCGCGGACACACCGUCCGCGAAGCCGCCUCUCGCGGCGGACAAGAAAAAGCCAGAGGCGACUCGUCAGUCGCCGGCUCGCGACAAAAGCGACAAACAAAGGGGCGCGACGCCCGGCGAGACCAAGUUGGCGUUCAAACCGUACGAGACGAACGUGGUGUCGAAGAAAACGGACGACGUGGCCCGUCCGACGUCCAAAUCGAGCGUAGCUGAAGACAAGAAGCCGGACCGCAAGUCCGCGUCGCCCCCGGCCGGCACCCCGGACGCGGGCAAGACCUCCCCGGAGACGACGUCCAAAAAUUCGACCCCGUCCGCGAGCCCCAUCAUCCGUUCCGGUUUGGAGAUACUCCAGGGCCACGCGAAAGACUUCCCCGCCUACAAGUUACCGUCCGCGUUACCCGCGGGCCUCGGUGGCCACCUAAACGCGUUGUGUUGUCCUCCAGGUCUCGAGCACACGAACCCCGCGUUCCGACCACCUUUUCCCGGUGCCGCGCCGACGUUUUCGCAUCACCACGCCGCCAUGCUCGGCGGCGGCUACCCCGGGCCUUAUCUGAGUUACGCGCGAGUUAAAACUCCUUCCGGGGGCGAAGCCCUGGUGCCGGUGUGCAAAGAUCCGUACUGCACCGGGUGCCAGUUCAGUUUACAAAACCAGCAGUUGUUGAUGAGCGGCGCGGGAGGCGGCUGCCCGUCCGGGUGUACCCAGUGCGACCACCAGAAGUACAACUUGGCCAUGGCGAUGUCUUUGGGAGCUUCGCCGAGUUCGUUGGCCUAUACGCAACUCGGCAGGCCGUACGUGUGCAACUGGAUCGCCGGGGAUUCGUAUUGCGGCAAGAGGUUCGUCACCUCCGACGAGUUGCUCCAGCAUUUGAGGACGCACACGAACGCGAGCGACCCGACGGCGACGGUGUCGACGGCGUCUUCGUCGACGGCCCUGCUCAGUCACCCGUUGUUCUCGUCGGCCGCGUUGCACAGAUCCGGCGGGUACCCGAACCCGCCUCUGAGUCCGCUGAGCGCGAGGUACCACCCUUACGGCAAACCGACGCUGGCAGCGUCUCCGUACAGUGCUUUCAAUCCGACCGCAUUGGGGCCGUUUUAUUCGCCGUAUUCGGUGUACGGGCAGCGGCUGGGACCCGCGGCGGUUCAUCCGUAGUGCGCGCGGACAAGUAGCGUCGUGUAUGGUACCCGCGUCCUGUGAUAACUUGUACAUAGGGGUUCGGACGAUGACGCCCGACGGACUGUAUAUAUUGUAUUCGAUGUCAGUGUCGGUUAUCUCGAUAUUUCGCUUUAAUAAAUUUGUUUUAUC